AUGGCAGGUAUGGGAUGCAGAGUAAGAAUAUUUGCAAAGUUCGACAGGGAAAAGCAUGAUUGGGUCUUGUUGAAGGUUGAACUAAAUCACUCGCACCCGUGUUCAACUAAGAAGGCGGUGCACUACCAUGAGAAUAGGGAGUUAACAAUGCAUGCGAAGUGUAUCAUUGAGGUUAAUGAUGAGGCAGACAUUCGACCCAACAAGACCUUUCUAGCAUUAGCCAAUGAAGUUGGUGGGCCUUCGAACUUGGGCUUCUCAGAGAAGGACGUCAGGAAUUACAUUUCAUCAAGACUCCAAUCCACAAAUGGCAACGCAUAUGUCAAGGAGAUGCUGAACUACUUCAUGCGAAUGAAGGAGUUGAAUCCGAACUAUUUUUAUGCAGUGAAUAUAAAUGAGGAUAACAAGUUUACGAGUGCAGUUUGGGUGGAUGCAAGGUGUAGGGCAUCUUAUGAAUACUAUGGAGAAGUGGUCUCAUUUGAUACCACAUACAGCAUGAACCGGCAUGGAUUUCUGUUCGCUGCUUUCAUUGGUGUGAACCACCAUGGUAAGUCUACUUUGCUAGGCUGCGCUCUGCUAGGUAGUGAGGAGAUCCCGAGUUUUGAGUGGGUGUUCACACAAUGGCUGGAGUGCAUGGGAACGGCACCGAAGGGCAUCAUCACAGACCAAUGCAAGUCUAUGUUUGGUGCAAUUAAGAAGGUCCUACCCAAUACACGAUACCGGUGGUGCAUAUGGCAUAUAACAGAAAAGAUACACAACAAGCUUGAAGGUUAUUCUAGGUUCAAAGAGUUGAAUGCUGAGUUGAAUCACAUUAUAUGGAACUCUAAGUCGGUUGAUGAUUUCGAGGAUCAUUGGGCUGAGUUCAUUGAUGAGUUCAACUUACAUCACAACAGAUGGCUAUCAGAUCUGUUUGAAGACCGACACAUGUGGGUGCCUAUCUUUUUCAAGGGUCAAUUCUAG
This is a messenger RNA of Arachis ipaensis, 957 nucleotides long. Its product is annotated as protein FAR1-RELATED SEQUENCE 5-like. The record is from RefSeq and is a predicted model, not a curated record. Lineage: Eukaryota; Viridiplantae; Streptophyta; Magnoliopsida; Fabales; Fabaceae.